AACAUAGAGACUCUAUACUCUAUCGUCUAUAAAAGUAGCUCCCCCUCCCUUUUCAAACUCACCUCACUCCACACACACUUGACACUACCCAUUUUUUCCUCAUGGAUAUUUAUUUCCUCCGGAAAAUCCUAGUCAGCAUACUGGCGGCAGCCGCCGCCGCCGCCCUCAUCUCCUGGCUCCGCGGCCGCCGCCUCCGCCUCCCUCCGGGCCCAUUUUCCCUCCCGUUUUUCGGCAGCUGGCUCCACAUCGGCAACAACCUCGACCACCACGACCUCACCCGCUACUCCCGAACCCUCGGCAACAUUUUUCUCCUCCGCAUGGGCACCCGCCGUAUAGCCGUGGUCUCCUCUCAAGAUCUCGCCAAAGAGGUCCUCCUCACCCGCGGCAAGGAGUUCGGCUCCCGGUCCCGAAACAUCGUGUUCGACAUCUUCACGGGUAAAGGUCAGGACAUGGUUUUCGCGGAGUACGGGGAGCACUGGCGGAAGAUGCGGAGGAUCGUGACCCUGCCUUUCUUCACGGCCCGUGUGGUGCAGGAGCACCGCCGGAGUUGGGAGGCGGAGGCGGCGGCUUUGGUGGAGGAGGCGAGGCGGGACCCAGCGGCGGCUGGUGGUGAAGGGGUGGUGUUGAGGAGGCGAAUCGAGCUUAUGGUUUAUAAUAACGUUUACGGGAUUAUGUUCGGGAGGAAGUUCGAGGGUUUGGAGGAUCCUCUGUUUUUGAGGUUGAAAGGGGUGAAUGGGGAGAGGAGUAGGCUUGGGCAGAGCUUGGAGUAUAAUUUCGGCGAUUUUGUCCCGGUUUUGAGGCCGUUUUUGAGGGGGUAUUUGAAGGUUUGUCGGGAGGUGACGGGGAGGAGGUUGAGUCUUUACCGGGACAAGUUUCUUGCCGAGAGGAAGAAAAUUGCGUCUGCGGAAGGGACGGACAAAAACGAAGUGAAAUGCGGCGUGGAUCACUUUCUCGAAGCGCAGAAGAAUGGAGAGAUCAACGAAGACCAUCUCCUUUACAUUGUCGAGAACAUGAAUGUUGCCGCAAUAGAGACCACGGUUUGGGCGCUCGAGUGGGCCAUCGCCGAACUAAUCAACAACCCGAAAAUCCAGAGCAAGCUCCGGGCCGAGCUCGACUCAAUCCUCGGGCCGGGAAUCCAAGUAACCGAGCCCGACACCCACAAGCUCCCUUACCUCCAAGCCGUGAUCAAAGAAACCCUACGCCUCCGGAUGAUAGUCCCGUGCCUCGUCCCGCACAUGAACCUCAAGCAAGAAAAGCUCGGGGGUUACGACAUACCGGCCGAGAGCAGGAUUUACGUGAACGCGUGGUGGCUUGCCAACGACCCGGCCCAUUGGAAAAAGCCCGACGAGUUUAGGCCCGAAAGGUUCUUGGAGGAAGAGUCUAAGGUGGAUGUGAUAGGGAAUGAUCUCAAGUACAUCCCGUUUGGGGUCGGGAGGAGGAGCUGCCCUGGGAUUGUGAUGGCUAUGCCUGUCGUGGGCAUAACCUUGGGAAGGCUCGUGCAGAAUUUCGAGCUUUUGCCGCCGCCCGGGCAGGAGAAGAUCGACAUGACCGAGAACAACGGGCAGUUUGCGACUCGGAUAAAGACACAUUACCGGGUUGUGAUGAAGCCGAGGUCGUUUGAUUGAAUAUCGAGUACUUUUUGAGUUUGUUGGAAUAAAAAUGUGUAGUAUGAGAAAUGGAUUGGAUUUCAUAUACUGUAUUUUGGUCCUCGCUCAAGUUAUCAACUACACUCUGUAUUUCCUGAUUACUGCAGUUUUAUCUUUGUUUGAUCAAUAAAAUCAUCUGCAUUGUAUUUGUAUUGUAUGCUGGUUAUGGUAUUUGUUCUUUUGUUUCUGUUUACUUGAAUUUGUAAGGGAAAUGUUGCGAUUCAG
Molecule: messenger RNA, 1871 nt
Organism: Striga asiatica
Lineage: Eukaryota; Viridiplantae; Streptophyta; Magnoliopsida; Lamiales; Orobanchaceae
Source: the annotation of a GenBank genome assembly